CCUUUGGUGGUAGUGUUGUUCCUCAAACUGUAACUGAUGCCGGUCGGAAUGCUUGUUUCGCUUCGAGCACAAGCGAAAUUCGUCCUUCAAAUUCGUCAUUUGCUGAUUCAGCUGAGGUAGAUAAUGUAGUCCCCUGCAGUUCAGGUUGUGACGAGCUUGCCGGUUCCAGAGCAAGUCCCGUUCCAAUCACUGCCGCUGUUACACCCAGUCGAUCUUCAUCUUUCGAUACUGGCAAUGUUCACCAGACACAGAGUCAGCGCACAAGCAGUGUGAAUGGUCGGCGUAUAGUGGAGAUUGAUCACUUCUUCUCGUCUUUGCAAAGUUUGUCGGUACAUAGUCCGUUUGGUUGCGGCCUGGCUGACAUGGAAAUUGUAUCAGAACAUCGGCGAGGUCUGUGUAGCUCUUUCAGUUUGAAGUGCAGGAUGUGUCUGAGGAAAGAUGUAGUCACAACAGAGGCACCAGUUGAUCAACUUGUUCAACAACGCAUGGACGUCAAUUCCUCAGCAGUGAACGGUAUCGUGUCUAUAGGUUCUGGUUUCUCAGGCCUUCGCGAGCUCCUAGGUGCUCUGGACAUACCCGGCAUGGCUGGUAGCACGUACAGUAAGUAUCAGGAUAUUGUUGCUAAAGGAAUCGACGAAACAGCUUGGGAAGAAAUAAGAAAAGCAGGCAUUGAGGAAGCUCGGUUAGCUAGGGAGGCUGGGGACGUCGAUGCUGACGGUUUUCCUAUAAUUACGGUCGUUGCCGAUGGUGCUUGGUGCAAACGUUCAUACAAGAACAAGUACGACGCUCUUUCUGGCUUGGCUGUAAUUGUUGGGUACCGCACAAAGAAAGUACUGUUCCUAGGCGUCCGGAACAAAUUUUGUACACUGUGCGCAAGUUCCAAGGCAGGGUCGAGCCCAAAAAAGCAUCUGUGCUUCAAGAACUGGGACAGCAGCUCUACCAGUAUGGAGAAGGAUAUCGUCGUUGAAGGCUUCAGGCGCAGCAUUGAGUUGCACGGGGUAAAGUACUUGCAGUUGAUCGCUGACGGUGAUUCGAGCACAUACAAGUCAAUUCUUGAAGCUGCACCGUACCAGCAUCAGGUAGUUCAGAAGGUAGAAUGUCGCAACCACCUUCUUCGAAACUAUGUAAGUCGUCUUCGAGAUGUUGCUUUGGCAAAGAGAACAACCCCCAUUCCCCCAUCGUUGAAGAAGCUACUUCUGGAUAAUGCUGUUCGACUAAGAGUUGGAGUUGCUAGGGCUAUUCACUAUCGCAAAGAGCAGGCCGAGUUCAGCAAACAAGAUCAGAUUCGGAACCUGGUGGCUGAUAUCCGUAAUGGGCCACUCCAUGUGUUCGGCGACCACGCAAAAUGUGCGGGUUACUUUUGCAGUGGUCCAAAAGAAGGGGAAGUCAAUCACGUCCCAGAGCUCAGGAAAUGCGGACUUUUCAAUGAAAUCCUUGUAGCGAUGAGUCGUUUGGCAAACAAUGGUAGCAGCUUGAUCCUUGACGUUAACAAUAAUGCUGCAGAACAUUUCAAUUCUCUCGUUGCAAAGUUUUCUGGCGGUAAAAGAAUAAACUUUUCCCAGAGGGGAUCAUUCGGAAUGCGGGCUUCAGGAGCUGUCGUGUCUUUCAACUCUAAGCAGUACCAUCGUGCUCUACAUAAGGCAGUGUACAACACCAGCCCUGGGAAGUAUGCAAAAAUUAUGCUGAAGCGUAAAGCAGCUGUUCGUGCUGCUUGCAUAAGGCAUCGGAGUUCUGGGGCUGCUCGCUGUAAGCGUUCACUUGAAGGUGCGCCUUGCAAGCGUGCUUCCAGCGACAACCACUAUGGUUCCAUAGUGGAUGCUCCAGACAUGAACCACGAUGACUAUGUUGAAGCUGCUGCGGCGUACAAGGAUUCCCUUGUGCUCUCCCAACCAGAUGCAGAGCAGCUCGAGGCUGAUACUCGAGGUCAAGAAGGGAGAACUUUGUGGAUGCAGGAGAGGCGAAAGCGACUCACCGCUUCUAAUUUUGGCAAGGUAUGCAAGAUGCGAGAUGCAACGAGCAGUGCAAGUACUGUUCGUUCCUUGCUCUAUGGUCAUUUUGACACUGAGGCUCUCCGAUAUGGUCGCGACACUGAGCCCAUUGCAAUUGCUAAGCUGCAGGAUGAGUUAGGGGUGACUGUUUCACCAUGCGGCCUUGUUGUUGAUCAGGAGUUUGCAUACCUUGCUGCAACACCUGAUGGGCUUGUCGGUGAUGACACUGUCGUGGAAGUGAAGUGCCCUUAUUCGGCUCGGCCCCUUACCCCUGUGGAGGGAGUGCGGGCAAAAAAAAUCACCUUUUGCACUAUUGAUAACUCUGGUAAUAUUUCGUUGAAGGAAAACCAUGACUACCACUAUCAGGUGCAGGGACAGCUCCACAUCACUCGACGUCAGUUUUGUCUUUUUGUGGUAUAUUCUGGCGAGGAAAUUUUUGUCCAGAAGAUCGAGAGAAAUGAUGGCUUCUGGAGCAAAAUGAUUGGCCACCUUCAACUGUUCUACUCGCAUAGCCUUCUACCGGAGUUGGUUGACCCUCGUCAGUCCCGUGGGCUGCAGCUCAGAGAUAACAAGAAGAGUGACCAUCAGGUUGCCUCGCUCUGUGAUGCCGCCAAAACAACUUCCAAUCAGGGCGAUUCAUCCAGAAAGAGACGGAAGACUGGUAAAGAUAACUCACCUGCCGCUGUUCUGUAAUUAUGGCUAGACUGUGGAUUUACGUGUCAUUUAGUUUGUGCGGCUCCACCUUUGCCAAGUGUUUUAAUGCAUAUUCAUCCAUUUUGCUUCAUAAUUUACUGAAUGUUUUUCCAUAUACAUGUCUUCGACUUUGGCUCAGGCUGCAUAUCUUCACGUUUGUGUUUCAUAUUUAAGUUACCUUUUUCCAUUUUUACUGUGCAUAUCUGUGCAUAUUUUUCAAUUUUCCUAAAUAUUUAUAUUAAUAUAUUUCUAUGUAUAAAUCCACAGACUAGUCGUGCGAUGCUUGUCAUAUUUUAAACAUGGCGUAAGAGUGUGAAAUCUGAAUCCAGCCAUCAGCACGUGAGGAUC
Ornithodoros turicata is the source of this 3029-nucleotide messenger RNA. RefSeq lists its product as uncharacterized. The transcript is spliced from 2 exons. Bases 363 to 2681 code for a protein of 772 amino acids. NCBI's taxonomy places the organism in Eukaryota, Metazoa, Arthropoda, Arachnida, Ixodida, Argasidae. The record is from RefSeq and is a predicted model, not a curated record.